Messenger RNA from Castor canadensis (American beaver), 753 nucleotides. Lineage: Eukaryota; Metazoa; Chordata; Mammalia; Rodentia; Castoridae. The record is from RefSeq and is a predicted model, not a curated record.
CUAUGGCGGCGGCAGCGUUUAGAGCCAUGUUGUUGCCCGCGGCGCGGCGGCGGCUGUGGGGCUUCGCCGAAAGGAUCCUGGUCUGUGGCGCCGCCGGACAGUCAUCAUAUUUUGGAGGGAACAGACCAAGAAGUACACAAGCUGCUACACAGGUUGUUCUGAAUGUUCCUGAAACACGAGUAACAUGUUUGGAAAAUGGACUGAGAGUGGCCUCUGAAGACUCUGGGCUCUCAACGUGCACAGUUGGGCUGUGGAUUGAUGCUGGAAGCCGAUAUGAAAAUGAGAAGAAUAAUGGAACAGCUCACUUUCUGGAACAUAUGGCUUUUAAGGGCACCAAAAAGAGAUCCCAAUUAGACCUGGAACUUGAGAUUGAGAAUAUGGGUGCUCAUCUUAAUGCCUACACCUCCAGAGAGCAGACUGUGUACUAUGCCAAAGCGUUCUCUAAAGAUUUACCAAGAGGUACUGUGAUUGCUUACACUGCACAUGUGAUUUUCAUGAGGGUUCAGAAAUAAUUUAGUAGUUUUUGUGCCUGUUGUAAAAGUAACCUCUAGAAAUGUGAAAAAAUAAACUAAACUCCAGGUGAGGAGCAACUGUGCUUUUUUCAAAUAUGACAAAUGACAGAUAUCUACAGGCCUUAGUACUUGUGUAAACAGGAUUUAUACUUUAUUUUGGCGGUACUGGGGUUUGAACUCAGAGCUUUUGGUUACUUAGCAAGUGCUGUACCACUUGAGCCACACCUUUAGCCCUUUACAU